ACAUGCUGAUGCUUAUCAAAAACACAUAAUUUUUACAUAAAAUUCUAACAAAAAAUAGUUAUCAGGGCAAAUGACUUCGACGUGGCUAGUGGAGCUCUCAGAGGAGGUUCUGGAGGUGUUGGAGCUUGCGUUAGACGUGGAGUCGUUGGUACUACUCUCAACGACGUGUCGGUCACUACUGGAGGCGCUACGGCCGCUCAUUGAGGCGCGAUGCAAGCGCGAGAGCUUCACCACGUAUCUAUACCCGACAGUAGCGUCUUAUCGAAUGCAAGCGGCCGUUCCAGCCACUUGGAGACAAUUGUAUGCAGCUUUUAGCCUCAAGAAGUUGAGAUGGGAAGCAUGUAGAAGUGAAGGGACAUCGUCGUCGCUACGGGCGCUAAAAUCCGACAACCAGGAGUACGAGAUCGACUUGAGCGCCACUUUUGUACUCCGUAGUGGAGGCCACUACUGGUUCAGUGUAUUGCAAGCAAGAAUAUCCGAUGCAACGCUGGGUGGAGAAGAGAAAAAGGAAUCAGAUGCGGCGACUAAGACCAAACGGCCAGAUUCGUUGCCAUUUUUGCAGUCUCCACAGCAAAUUACGAUAGAUAAAUGGGUGAAGAUUCGAGCAGUGGGGAAAGGACCGUGUCCAAGACGGAAUCACUCGAUGACUUGCUUACCGAAUGUAUUUUGUUCUCGCGAGCUUAUAGUGAAGUCGGAUGUGGAGGAGGAAGAAGAAUUAGUGAAUGUGCGGCGAAUAUUUUUCUUUGGUGGCCAGUCGGAAGGGAUUCCGUUUGAGGCCUUCGGUGAUCUUUACCUGCUCUGUAUCGAGGAAAUAGAUGAAAACACGUCGAGGAAGGGACAUAGUGCUUGGGUUGAGCCUAAUGUAACGGGACAAGCGCCAUCGCCACGGUGUGGACACACUGCCACCUUACUGUCGCCAGACUUGUUGAUGGUCAGUGGUGGUAGCACGGGAGUAUCGCCGAUCUUGACGAUGGACGUGUUUCUCUUGCACAUUGAAGGCUGCGCUGAUUUUCGAUGGUCGAGGCCAUCGUGCAGCUCCAGGAUACCGACAGGUCGAUCACUGCACGAUGCAUAUCGAGUCUCCGAAAGUGAAGUGAUCAUCUAUGGAGGACGUCAAAUUCGACAGUCCAAUGGCUUGCUAGACAUACAUAAGCUGCAAGUCACCCGCGAAGUAGACGACUUGGGUUAUACUCAGUUUUCGAUCAAAUGGUUAGAGCCUCGACUUUCCGGGUCGCUGCCCUGCUCACGGCGCGGUCAUAGUACAAACGCAAUCGGCCCAAAUCUCCUCCUUUUUGGAGGUCAAGACGAGUCAACCGGUCAAUUAAAGAACGACAUCCGUGUGCUCAACAUUCCGCGACAGACCUGGAAGCGUCUAGAUGUGCCUGGUGAGUCCCCAUGUCCUCGACGUGGCUUCAAGAACCAAUUUUUCGGCACAACUCUCGUUAUCUCCAGCGGCUUCGUGCGCUCCACGCUUUUAGGAAAAGUUGACCACCAACUUCCAGACAGCGAUGUCCACGUUUUGUCACUGUUGUAGCGUUAGUUAGCAGUGAAAACUUAGUGCCAGCAUUGACGGAAUCGGUUUUAACUGUUAAAAUUAAAAUUUUGACAAAAUCCGUA
This is a messenger RNA of Phytophthora nicotianae INRA-310, 1617 nucleotides long. RefSeq lists its product as hypothetical. NCBI's taxonomy places the organism in Eukaryota, Oomycota, Peronosporomycetes, Peronosporales, Peronosporaceae. The coding region runs from base 71 to 1534 and encodes 487 amino acids. Gene Ontology annotation, molecular function: protein binding. The transcript is spliced from 4 exons. The record is from RefSeq and is a predicted model, not a curated record.